This is a messenger RNA of Ostreococcus tauri, 1602 nucleotides long. Its product is annotated as SecY/SEC61-alpha family. The transcript has a single exon. NCBI's taxonomy places the organism in Eukaryota, Viridiplantae, Chlorophyta, Mamiellophyceae, Mamiellales, Bathycoccaceae. The record is from RefSeq and is a predicted model, not a curated record. Gene Ontology annotation, cellular component: plastid envelope; membrane. Bases 1 to 1602 code for a protein of 533 amino acids. Gene Ontology annotation, molecular function: signal sequence receptor activity; transmembrane protein transporter activity. Gene Ontology annotation, biological process: thylakoid membrane organization; chloroplast organization; SRP-dependent cotranslational protein targeting to membrane, translocation.
AUGUCGACCGCCGUGCCGCGCGCGUGGACGUCGCGCGCGGUGCGACGCGCGCGCGAGGGGCGAGCUGGACGGCGAGACGCGCGGUCGUGGCGGCAUGGGCGAACGAAUCCGAGCGCGCGACGAUGGACCGAGACGCCGCGCGCGUUCGCGUCGAGGGAAGAAUCUUUAGAGGCGCUUCGUCGAUCGAUGUACGCCGAGGAGGAGGUUGAAAUCGCGGUGGAGGGGACGUACGGGCGGGAAAGGGCGUUGGCGGAGCUCGAAGCGCGCGCGCCCGCGUUUCGAGGGGUGAUACGAACGGUUGGAAGCUCGAUUUUUAAGAGAUUAGCGAGUGUGAUGGCGAUGAUGGUGUUCGUGCGAGCGGGUUUGUUGCUCCCGACGAGGUUUUUCGACGCCACGGGGGUGGGGGAGUCGAUGUUUAGCAUGGCGACGUUGAUGUCCACGUUUUCGGGCGGGAACGGAGCGUUGGACGUCGUGGCGAACGCGCUGGGACUUUCCGGCACAGCCGCGGGGGGCGAUGCGCUCAGAUCAAGUUGGCUCGCUGAGUCCUUGAGUUCGGGAGGGGGUGUGCCAUGGUUUCACGUCGGCAUCGGGCCGUACAUCGGCGCGUCUAUCGCGGUGUCCAUUUUCACCGCCAUGACGCCUGAGUUUCAGCAGAUGCGCAAGGAUCAAACGGGACAGGAAACGAUAAAGUGGUGGACGCGAUUGCUCACGUUCGCUAUCGCGCUCGUGCAGAGCGUCGUCGAGGCGCGAUCGAUGCGCAUGCACAGCUUGGUGGGCACGGGGUUUGAGUACUACCUCCUCGUCGUACCGAUGUUCGUUACCGGAGCGCUCGCAAUCACUUGGAUCGCGGACGAGAUCACGAAUUACGGCUUGGGUCAGGGAAGUAGCGUGAUCAUCACCAUGUCCAUAUGUGGUGGCUACUUCACCGCGCUUAAGGCUCUGCUUCCGAAGAUUAUCGAGAACUUUACUCUCGCGGCGGCGCUGCCCAUCGUAGCCUUCUUUAGCGUCUUCAUGCUCGGCACGGUCAUCUUGGAGCAAGGUACCGCAAAGGUACCUUUGCAGUAUUUCCAGGGCCCAGCUGGCAGCGCCGGGUUACCGAAGGCCAUCGCCGAGGCCGACGAGGGCGAUCACAUUCCAUUCAAGAUAAACCCGACGAACAUGCAACCAGUCAUUUUUGCCAUGUUCAUCCUGGGCGCCUUACAGUGGCUCCCGAUCGGUCUCAAGGCGAAUUCAGUCGUGUACUUCGUCUUGCUUUUCGUCUUCGUGUUCACCGGGACGUACAUCGACCUGCAGAAUACCCCGCAAGAGAUCAGCGAGUACUUGAUGAAGAUUGGCGCACGCGUGCCGGGCGUGCGCCCCGGAACGCAAACAGUCGACUUUUUCAAUCGUGUCCAGGCGGGAUCGAGAUUCUUCGGAGGCGUCCUCCUCGCCUCUAUCGCCACCGCGUGCUCGCUCACGGACAUGUGGAUGAACAAAAUGAUCGGCCAAUCGUUCGGUUUGACAUCGAUGCUCAUCGUUGUGAGCACCAUCGUGUCCAUUAAGCGCCAAAUAGCGGCGAUGUCGCAAAUGCCUAAGAUGGACCAAGCCUUGCGAGCGAUGUGA